AUUUCCCCUUAUAAGCCUAAAAUCAGUCUCCCAUGCUUUCUCGUUUCCGACCUUCCCUUCACAAUUCUGCCUCUCCCCUCCCUCCUAAGCGGCGCGCCAGCUCUUUGUCAUGCGCACGAGUCUUCUGCAGAGAGGAAAAUCCCCAUAGAACAGUAGAAGAAGCAGCGGGAAAGCGGGCGGAAGCAUGGGAAUCGAGCGCUGCGAACCAUCUCCUUGCACUUCCCCCUUCACCGAGGACGAGCAUCGCGUGGCCGAAAUCUUGCUGGAGCUGCGGUGGCUCUUCGUCGAUCGCUUCCCCCGGGGCUGGGGCGCCAAGCGGCGGAGAUCGGCCCUCCGCGGCGGCUCUUCGCCCCCCUCCCCAGCACGCCCGUCUCCUCCUCCGCAGCCACAGCCGCCGAAGUGCCCCGCCCGCGCCGCGAUCGAGGACAGGGUUGGCCCGCCAAAGGUCCACGCGGCGAGCCCCGACACGCCCCUCUCCUUCUCCCCCAGCGAAUCUGACGGCAACAAGGCCAAGCAGUCCCACUCCAAGAGAAAAUCCACCAAAAGGGUUGUGCCGAAGAGAGAGGAAUGGUUGAAGCUCUUACCGUUGUUGGAGGAGCAAGGCGACGCUCUCAGAAAGGAGGUGGAGAAUGUGAGGCGUUAUCGCGACCAAGUGAAGGCUUUGAAUUCGAUGUUGAAAGCCAGGAAGGAAGAGCUAAUUAUCCGGGUAAUACCCGGAGAGGCCAAGCAAGGACCAGAACCGAGCACGCGUUUAACUCUGGGGGGCCAAUCGGCCGAGCCCACGGCCGCGUCUCUCCCCUCCGGCUCAGAUCGCCACCUACCGUCGAUUCCCGGUGAGGCGGCGAGCGUACCGGAGACGAGCGAGACGCGGGACCCGGUGGGCCCAGGGCGGGACAUCCCCGACCUGAACAUCGGGUUGGCGCCGUUUGACGGGACGACGUUGGACGAGGAGUGGAGCAGCAGGGCGAGGGCUGCUGCUGAAGCGAGGCAGAGGAGGAAGCUGAUCUACAGAGCCAAGAAUCCGACCGCCGCUGUCAAGCCACGUGUCCAGCUUAGAUGAGAGGAGGGCG
Molecule: messenger RNA, 1070 nt
Organism: Rhodamnia argentea
Lineage: Eukaryota; Viridiplantae; Streptophyta; Magnoliopsida; Myrtales; Myrtaceae
Exons: 4
Coding region: 185-1060 (291 amino acids)
Source: RefSeq, a predicted model, not a curated record